Molecule: messenger RNA, 1041 nt
Organism: Trametes versicolor FP-101664 SS1
Lineage: Eukaryota; Fungi; Basidiomycota; Agaricomycetes; Polyporales; Polyporaceae
Exons: 2
Coding region: 1-1041 (346 amino acids)
Molecular function (GO): protein binding
Source: RefSeq, a predicted model, not a curated record
AUGCGCGCUCUUGCCAAGUUACUCCUAUCUCAACCUCUUCUCCAACAUGAGCACCUACGCUGGAACUCGAUCAUGAAGCUUUUUCAUAGGGACGCUGAGCAGGUUUAUAUCACAGACGUGGCCGAAACAUUGCCUAUAUCACUUCCUUCUGGGCGGCUCCGAAAGCGUGCCAAAGCCGAAUGCGACGGCAACGACACGGUGCUUCUGGACCUUCCCCUACUCGAGAUAGACCGUCCACUCUGGCUCGCAGACGGUAACGUCGUGAUCAUCGCACAGUCUCAGACGGCCUUCCGUGUUCACAAGAGCGUGCUCCUGCGCCACUCCGAAGCAUUCAAGACCCUCCUUGCGGUGGCGGAGCCUACGUUCGGGGAGGCCUCGAAGGUGGAGGGCUGUCCUGUCGUGCAUACUAAAGACACCGCAUACGACUUCAAGCACCUCUUGCAUGCUCUGUACGAUGGGCCCGAGCCGGACCACCCCACUCGUCAAAUUCAUCCGCAACGACGCGAUGAGCCCGUCAACCUCUUCCGCACAUGCAAUCAAGCACGCUUGCUCCCCGCCGCGCUGUACAUGCGCUGCUCGCUGAGUGUGCACACGCUCCUGCACGCGGCGCGGCGCGCAGACGGGACCGCCGAGAAGCUCGCGCUCGAUGACCUCGAGCGCUGCCUCGUCGCGCAGCAGAAGACUGAGGUCCGGAGUACCGCGUUCAAUCAAAGGAUGCUCGACUUCAGUGACCCCGCGCGGCCAGGGUGCGUCGCUCGCGACCCGCCGACGAGCAGUGCGCGUUUGCCACAGCUGUUAAGGAGUUUGGGGGAUGCGGUGGGUGCGCUCGGCGGCGACGCGGGCGCGUCUACGAGGCAGCAGUGUCUCCGUGUCUUCGUCGAGACGCAUCGCAGCCCAGAGAUGCGCGAGACGCUGGGGCUCUGUUGUGUCUGCGCGGAUUACGUGUUAUCGAGCGACCUGCGAUUUUUCGAGGAGCUGUGUCACAAUCUUCCAAACAUCCUCGAUGUGCAAAUACCGGGGUGGCCUGCGGACAGCCCAUAA